AUGUGCCAACCGUUCUAUCUCCACUUCAAGAUUAGGAAAGACAAGGAGAGACCCCCUUCCACCCUAGACCAUGGCCAAGUUCGUCGUAACUUCGCGGAGAAGGCCCCGGGGCUAGUAUCAGCUGCUGUAACUUACUCGAAGCCUCGAUUGGCCACACUUUGGCAAUACGCCAAGGAUGAGCUGGUUCCCCCAACCCCUGCUGAACUCCCUGCAGCUAUUCAGAGUGCGAAAAAAAUAAUUCAAAGUGCUAAAACUGGUAGCUUCAAACAUCUUACGGUUAAGGAAGCUGUGCUGAAUGGUUUGGUGGCCACUGAGGUGUGGAUGUGGUUUUAUGUCGGAGAGAUCAUAGGCAAACGUGGCAUCGUUGGCUAUGAUGUGUGAAGACUGACCUUCACAUCUGAUUUUAUUUGAGUUCUUUCAAUAUUCUUGGACCACAUGUAAUGAGACUGCUAUCUGAAUAAAAUACCAACUGUCAAAUUAAAA
Molecule: messenger RNA, 483 nt
Organism: Alexandromys fortis (reed vole)
Lineage: Eukaryota; Metazoa; Chordata; Mammalia; Rodentia; Cricetidae
Product: ATP synthase subunit g, mitochondrial-like
Exons: 1
Coding region: 1-381 (126 amino acids)
Biological process (GO): proton motive force-driven ATP synthesis
Molecular function (GO): proton-transporting ATP synthase activity, rotational mechanism
Source: RefSeq, a predicted model, not a curated record